UGCGCCUGCGCUGCAUUGGCACCGCCUCCGCUUCCCUCCCUCCAAUCGCCUUUGGCCCCUCCCUGCGCCGCAACGCUCCACCUCCGUUGCCCCUGGCGUCUGUUUGUUGACUUCCGGGAGCACAGUAGUGGUCUAUGCCAAGAGGGUCGAAAUGGGGGCCUGGGGGUCUACCGCGGUACCUUAGGCCCAACCGAGUUGCCCCCAGCUAUCUUUCUGAGGCAGCCGUAGUUCCCUUGAGAGUCUUCAGCAUGGCGGAGUAUGAGUCAUUGGUGCCGGAUACAGGUGCUAUUUUUACAUUUGGAAAAACAAAAUUUGCUGAAAAUAUUCCUAGCAAAUUCUGGUUUAAAAAUGACAUUCCUGUAUGUCUUUCAUGUGGAGAUGAGCAUACUGCUAUCGUUACAGGAAAUAAUAAGCUUUACAUGUUUGGCAGUAACAACUGGGGUCAGUUAGGAUUAGGAUCAAAGUCAACCAUCAGCAAACCAACAUGUAUCAAAGCUCUUAAGCCUGAAAAAGUGAAACUUGCUGCUUGUGGAAGAAACCACACAUUAGUGUCAACAGAUAAAGGCAGCGUAUAUGCAGCUGGAGGAAAUAAUGAAGGACAGUUGGGACUUGGUGACACUGAUGACCGAGACACUUUUCAUCAGAUUACCUUUUUUGCACACAGUGAUCCAAUUAAACAGCUCUCUGCAGGAGCUAAUACUUCAGCUGCACUAACUGAGGAUGGCAAACUUUUUAUGUGGGGUGACAAUUCUGAAGGCCAAAUUGGUUUAAAAAACAAAAGUAAUGUAUGCAUUCCUCAUGAAGUGACCAUUGGGAAGCCAAUCUCAUGGAUCUCCUGUGGCUAUUACCAUUCAGCCUUUGUAACCAUAGAUGGGGAACUAUACACAUUUGGAGAACCCGAGAAUGGAAAGUUGGGCCUUCCCAACCAGCUGCUGAUAAAUCAUAGAUCACCCCAGCAUGUGAUCGCAAUUCCUGAGAAGGUAGUUCAAGUAGCCUGUGGUGGAGGGCACACGGUGGUUCUCACAGAAAAUGUUGUGUAUGCCUUUGGGCUGGGGCAGUUUGGUCAGCUGGGCCUUGGCACUUUCCUUUUUGAAACACCAGAACCCAAAGUCAUUGAUCAUGUUAAGGAUCAGAAAAUAAGCUAUAUUUCUUGUGGAGAAAAUCACACAGCUUUGAUGACAGAUAAAGGCCUUAUGUAUACUUUUGGUGAUGGCCGACAUGGAAAAUUAGGACUUGGAAUGGAGAAUUUUACCAAUCAAUUCUUUCCUACAUUGUGCUCAAAUUUUUUGAAAUUUACAGUUCAAUUGAUUGCUUGUGGCGGAUGUCACAUGCUAGUGUUUGCCACUCCACGACUUGGUGCAAUAGAAGAAGCUGAAUUAGAAGAAAUAUAUGAGCCUUUCUUAAGUACUGUUCCUGUGCCCAUCGGUGAUCUGUCCCUAGGAACUAUACUACAUAGAAACUUAUCAGCAUGUCUUCGACGAAGAGAGCGGGCGAGAUCCUCAUAUUCUUCUUCAAUAGUGGGAACGCUGCCUCCAUUAGAAGGGACUUCUACCUCCAUUGCAGAUUAUUUUGAAGACAAAAUGAACAAAGGGACAGAGACAGAAAAUUCUCCAUCAGUGGAUUCAGAAAACCUUGGAGAAACUACUGAUGUCUUAAAUAUGACACACAUGAUGAGUCUGAAUUCCAAUGAGAAGCCAGUAACAUUUUCACCAAUUCAGAAACAACAACAGAAUCAAGACACAGUUGAGAAACUGAUGGGAAGUCCAGCUUGUACUGAAAAUGAUGAUAGUUAUGAAUAUGAAGAAAUGUCAAAAAUUCAAGAAGGGACAGUAUAUAAGCAACAUUUAACAAAAGGGACGUUCAUGAUCCGACCACCUGAGAUUAUGGGAGCAUUUUCAGAUGAGGAAAUAGGUCAUGACCCAGACCAGGUGGGGCUUCAGGCCGCCACUGAUGAAGAGGGUUCCCAAAUUGAGGGUAUAGAAAAAGAGAGUGAUGAAGAAGAACUAGUUCCAGAGAAGAAAAGUGAGCUGAUGAAUAUGGCAGGUUUGAAAGAGAGCAAAGAAGGGGAAGAGAAUGUAGAAUCUGAUCCAUUUCCUUAUGAUGUGCCGGAGAAAGACAUGAAUUCUGAGACUGAAAAAGAGAAAGACAGUGGUGAGGAAUGGAGUCGUAGAGAGCACAGCUUUAUCGACAGUGAAACAGAAAUGGUAGGAGAACCAGACGGUUAUGUGGAAUGUGAAAGCCAAAGUCAGCAGGACAGGGCUGAGAGAUUCGAGAAGCCCCAGGCAGUAGAACCUAGUACUGAAGAGAAAGAGGAUGAUGACAUGGAAACUGAGCGCUCCUUGUGGUUCUGCAGCAAAUGUGUUGAGCAAAGAAGUAAAAGAAAAGCCAGAGUAUUAAGAUUCUUUAUUAAAUACCAUCUUAAGUAUGGCUACUUGGCAGGGAUACCAGAGGAGGAGGAAGUGACAGAGGAUCCGGAAGGACAUUCAGUAGAUGAGGAGGAAGAUAAGCAAGUGUUACAGACGUAUGAGGGAAAUGUGUCAUUUGAAGGAGAAAGAAAGGAAGAGAAUGCAGAAACACUGUCAGACGUCAUUACAGACAAAGCGGAGGAUCAGGAAUCUUCAGAAUCUGAAAAGACAGAACCAGGAGACAGGGAUGAGCAAAUUAAUGCCCCACAUCUAGUAUAUAUGAAGGAAUCUUUUGAUGAAAGUUUUCCCAAGGAUGACCUUCCUGAAACUCAAGGGUCAGAAACUAUUGAUGAUUACACAGCUGAAGCCAUUAAAGAGGAAAAAAAGACCAAUUUACUGCAACGGACUCUUUGUGAGUACAAUGAAAAUCCAAAAGGACACAUGUUUGAUCGUAAAAAGAGCAGUUCUUCUGAAGUUCUGGGAGUUAGUCAACCAACAACUAAAGAUAUAAAAAAGUCUAAAAAGAUUUCCUUCUUUAAUCGGACGUCAUUGGCAGGUCAGAAAAUGAUGCAGACUACUAAUGAUCCACUCCUAGAGAUAAAGCCAAUAGGCAAUCAAAUAGCCUUACAAAGUGAUAAGAAAGAUGCCAGCCAGAACCACAUGGGUCAAAAUCUUCAAGCUACUUCGCCAACAAAUGUGGAGGGAAAGUCAAAAUACUGUACAAUACUAUAAAUGUAUGUUUAUGUUUUCAUGGUCAUCAAACACAUUUGUUCUUUAUCCUUGAAAAAAAGAUAUGACUUCUGAAGGAAACUUUCUAAUAACACUUUUAAAGAUAUAUUAAUGUUUGUUUUGGUUUACACAGUAUGAACAUUUUUUAUAUUUAUUUAUGCUGAUAUAUUAGAACAACCAUCAGAAUACAUAUAUCUCCAACUCUCCUUGAAGUGUUCUGGCUUUAACUGUUCAGUGUUGGAUAAAACAAUAUAUUUUUGUAUUUAAAAUUUGAAUUUAGAUAUUUCAUAGUUUUGUUAAACAACUAUAUGCCCUUAUAGCCUCUUAAGACAAUGCUCACAGUCUUAUAACACUGUAACAGUUUUUGAAAUAUUUGCAAUUUUAAAAAUGCAAAAUUAUAAUGAACUUAUUUUAAUAAACUAUCUGGUUGGUUCUACUGUAAAAAAAAAACAAUGAGGUACUUGGAGUUAUUCACCGAUCAAGAAAGAGCCACAAAAUCUA
This is a messenger RNA of Nannospalax galili (Upper Galilee mountains blind mole rat), 3635 nucleotides long. It is a transcript of the gene Rpgr, whose product is annotated as retinitis pigmentosa GTPase regulator. Bases 135 to 3137 code for a protein of 1000 amino acids. The transcript is spliced from 18 exons. The record is from RefSeq and is a predicted model, not a curated record. Gene Ontology annotation, cellular component: photoreceptor outer segment. NCBI's taxonomy places the organism in Eukaryota, Metazoa, Chordata, Mammalia, Rodentia, Spalacidae. Gene Ontology annotation, molecular function: ubiquitin protein ligase activity. Gene Ontology annotation, biological process: protein ubiquitination; visual perception; ubiquitin-dependent protein catabolic process.